GCUUCGUUAAAGUUUCGUUAAAUAACUCUUGUAAAUUAAUUUCUGUUUUCUGUGCUUUUUGAUUGGAUAUUCCUUCAAGCAUUUAGCAGUUACUCAAAAAUGAUCUUCCUGAGAAGAGCUUACAGAAUUUGAUUUCAUUGCAUUUCAUUAAACUUUUCGCAGUUUCUCAAUAAGUUUUUGGAAUUAUAUUCGUGAGAUAUGAAUAGAAAUGUUCAAAACCAUUAUCACAAUGGAUCAAGACAUCAAAAUAAUGCUUCAGAUGGCAUCACUCAGUCAGAUGCAGUAUCACCAAGAUUCAGAACAGAUCUCAACAAUCAAGAAGUUAUGAAUUUUUGUUAUUCAUGCAAAUCUGAUUUCAUCAUAAGAUCUGUACAUGAUUUAAUGGAUCAUUUCUCGCAACCUCAUGAACGCUUUUCUUCGUACUGUUUGUAUUGUAAAACAGGAAAAGUGCAUCAGUAUAGAAGUGAUACGAAAGGUCUUCAAUUCUAUCACGAUUGCUAUCGAUCAAAAAUGAAUUACGACAAAUAAUCUUAAAAAUUGAUCAAUUCAUAAUUAUCAUAGUAUUUUUAAAUAUUUAGAUAUCAUCUUUGUAAAGUGAAUCUUGCACGAUUUUUAUGGAAUCCAGUUUAAAUGUGCAAAAUAUCAGACAAAAUAUAAGACUGAAUGCGUGCUAGCAAAAUCCAUUUCAUACUCAAA
Molecule: messenger RNA, 696 nt
Organism: Clunio marinus
Lineage: Eukaryota; Metazoa; Arthropoda; Insecta; Diptera; Chironomidae
Source: the annotation of a GenBank genome assembly